Messenger RNA from Pseudoliparis swirei, 3829 nucleotides. RefSeq lists its product as uncharacterized. Lineage: Eukaryota; Metazoa; Chordata; Actinopteri; Perciformes; Liparidae. The coding region runs from base 1793 to 2917 and encodes 374 amino acids. The record is from RefSeq and is a predicted model, not a curated record. The transcript has 2 exons.
UCCUCUACUUGUGUACUUCUCUGUACUUGUGUACUUUCCUCUCUUCGUGCCUCGUGUCUCGUCAUCAGUCUCAGUCUGAGUACAUGUUCACAUUCAAAGUCCGCUUCUCGCUUCACGGUCAAAAUGCCCGGAUGUGACUUGAUCCUCCCACUUUACCCAGGAUGCAUCAGAGGAGACUUGUGCGUACUCUGGCCAGCAGAUAUCCCAGAAUGCAUUUCACCAGCAACCGGAAACAGUAGCGGAGGAGAAAAUAAACUAGUGACAGAUGACUUUUUAUAAAUCCUACUUUUGUUGAGUCAGGAAUGUAAUGUUAGGAUGUUUUGUUUAUUUGACUGUAAAACAUAAAUUACAGUGAAUAAUUAGAGUAAAACUCAGGAGCAAGAACAGCUGAUGUGGUGACGUCAUCAAGUCAGCUGGGCCAAUCCAGAAAGACCAGAAAGACCGUCCUCCCGUCCUCUCGUCCUCUACAAGAACACAAGAACAGAGGACACAAGAACACAAGUACAGAGGACACGAGUACUGACAAGAGUGCAUAUUGAUAAACGUGUUAAGAAUCUGAACCAACUAUGGUGGCAUCCCCAUAUGGAAAGCAUGGUCUCACUUUUCUGUGAUGAAUGCACAGCCUGCAAGAACCAUAACGUCAGAAAACCUUUCAAGACACCAAUGGGAUCUUAUCCCGUUCCCCAAGGCCCAUUCCAAGACAUCAGUAUAGAUUAUACAGAUAUGGGACAAGAAAACAGGGUGGGGGGGAAAAGAUACUUAUUGGUUAUGGUAGACAGAUUUACAAAGUGGGUAGAAGCGAUCCCCACUAAAAACGAGGACGCUAAGUCAGUGAUAAAAUGGCUAAAAACAGAUCUAAUACCACGGUACGGAGUACCAAGACAGAUCAGGUCUGACAAUGGAACACAUUUCAACAACAAACACUUGGCAGAAGUUGAACGAGCACUGGGCAUAACCCACAAGUUUGGGUCGUUAUAUCAUCCUCAGUCUCAGGGGCUAGUCGAAAGAGCCAAUCAGACGAUAAAGAGGAAGAUAGCAAAAAUGUGCGAUGGCACCAAGAUAACAUGGGUGGAGGCGUUACCACUGGCAUUGAUGUCGAUGAGAACAUCACCAGGUGGGGAUACGCAUUUGUCACCGCAUGAGUUGUUGACCGGCAGGAGAAUGCCGGGCCACCCAUAGAUGGAGGUCAUAUGCCAUCUCUGGAUGUUAGCAAAAUCGAAAUGAGUGAAUACAUGGCCGCACUAAUAUCUCUCAUCACAGAUCUCUCCAACCAGGUUGUUCAUGCCCAGUCGAUCGAUCCGGAAGGAAGAGAGUCAAAGGUAAAGGUAGGAGACUGGGUCAGAGUUCGAGUUCACAAAAGAAAGUGGACUGAACCCAGGUGGACUGGACCGUACGAAGUGAAGGAGGUUACGUCACACUCGGUCCAGGUCAGAGGCAAGGCGGGUGCGAAGUGGCAUCACCUGACACAUUGUGCCCCAGCUCCAAGUCCGUUAAGGACAUUGAACGAAGUAAGAACUGAUUUGGAAAAAUGCCGAGAACAAACAGAGUCUUCGGACAAUGUUCCGGAAAAGCCGGAACUCGGGUGAACAGUGAUUGGGAAAGCGGGUGGAAAAUAGCAAUCCUUUGGGGCCACAUUAUGGGGACUAGAGAAAGGCUAUAAAAAUAGGACUGCCCAGGCCAACAUGACACGUACCAACGCUACAGUGAUCCAAGAAUCAAGCUCUACACACACACGACUGGCACUGCCCUAUUCGAUUACUGUCUGUUCUGGGACUGUUACUCAAAAGAUUUGAUGGCAUGGAGAGUAAAGCAGGCCGUGUAUUACCUAUGUGUGGGCCCGAUGUGUAGUGAAUGGAAAAUGGUACUAACAAACACUGGAACUGAAGAUUGGGGUUACAUCCCACCUGUUGAAAACGCCAAAAAUAUGAUUGAGAGGUUCCAUUUAUUUAAAAUGAUAGCAAACCCAUCAGUCCACAGGCAUGCCACUACAUGUAAUCCCGGAGGCCUUACUAUAAUCGACCCUAAACUAACAGACUCCGGAACCUACUCCAUAGGAAUGAAAGAGUCCGGUAGGGACCGCAUCGGAAAUAUACUCAUACAAGUAUCCCCAAGAGCACAAGCUCCAGUAAACAUUAGCAAAGAAAAAGGCGCGACAGAGUCCCCUUCAAAAUCUUCAGAUGUGAUAACAUACGUGGAUUUGACCAACUUCACUGCUAACGACCAAUUAGAAAUAGAAACAGGUUUCAAUGGAGACCAAAACCUAUGGUUACAACAACUCAGAUAUACCGCUAGAACUCAAAAUUUAUCAAGCUGUUUAGCAUGCGCUGCUGCCCGCCCCAGAUUGACCACUGCCCCAUUCCCAAUCAACCCUGUUAAUGAUAUAGUCGGGUUUGAAUGCAUGAUGAGAUUGUUUUCGCCCCAACCAGGGGUCAUAAUUAACUGUAAAACUCUCAGCAUCUUGUUCCCUGCAGUUUCUCCCACAAAGCCGCCCAUGGGAGUCCUGUCCUACCCAGAGAACACUGCCCCAGACGGAAGCAUUACCAGAGCAUUGGCAGGACUCACCAGCCUUUCUAAUGAACUUGCUGAGAACUCCGGUAUAGACACAGACCCACUCACGUCCUGGCUCGAUUCCGUUUUCGGCAAGUAUAAAGCCAUGUUUCUUUCUGCAGCUAUAUCCCUUGCUGUUUUUACUGCAUUACUUUCUUGCUGUGGAUGUUGCUGUAUUCCCUGUCUCCGGUCUCUUUCAAUCCGCCUGAUUGAAACUGCCAUAGAGAAAAAAGAUGCUCUGCAUGGCCAACAGAUGUCCCUGUUAGGACCAUGCAGUGUUCCUGAUUGGGCAUGUAUUGAACCAUAUGAGGGACUAACAGAAGAUGUAAAGGGGGAGGGUUUGAUAAAUGACACUUUUGAAAAGAAAUAAGAUUAAAAGCCCAGUUAUAGAAUAACACUAAAUGAUAGAGUUCACACCAUUAAGGUGUGAAAAGGGGGAUUUGUUAAGAAUAUAAAAAUGCAUACAUAGUACCCCAUGCCCCUCACUUUGCAUUAAGGCCCCGAAGCACCAAACCUUGUGUCCUUCUAUGGCUCGAUUCCAUUUUCAGGCUCUGACCAGAGAGAACAGCUCAUACUCAGCUCACCCACAUGUUUUGGAACAUACUGACACUGCUGGAUAAGAAGCACAGAUACUGUAGGAACAAACACUUCUGGACCUCGGCCAGAAGAUGACACAUCCACACAGGGAAGAUAAUCAGGAACUCUGUGCAACCCUUGGCUCUGACCUCAUCCUGACUGCUCAGUCAUAGAAUUGAGAUUUAAAUAAGAGCCGUACCUGUCAACGCCAAAUAACUUGUUUAUGAAAGCAACAGAUAGUUUCAAUGCCUUUUAGUUUCUAUUAUAUUAAAGAAACUGCACAGCUCCUGCUUUAGAUGGAGAACAACACACACACACACUGAUUAUGAUGAUGGCGAGAAGAUCGUGAGCCAAGAGGGUGGGACCACCCUGAGCUCCAUCAGAAGGUGUUCAAAGUCUAAACCAGGAACACCUCCAUCUGUUUUAACCAACCAGUGCUGCUGUCGUGAGCCCAGAGGGUGGGACCACCCUGAGCUCCAACGAUGAGACGGACACAGAUUAAACCGAGUGACGUCUCCAUCUAUAUCAUCUAAUCACGCUGCUCUUAAAGAUAUAAAGAGCCAUGUUCUCCUGGAGAACUCCAGUCUGUUAUCGAACGAUGAUUUGAGCUGACUUCAUCCAGGCCCGUGCUGCACGUUAAAUGUUUUAUGUCUUUGAGACUUUUGUUCUACCACACUUAAUUAAAUCCACUUUGUUUUGAAUUUUA